CUAUAAUUAUUCACAGAUGAAGUCGCGGGCGUCGCUAGUUCUUUGAUAAAGCUAUACAGGUAAAGUCAUAUUAAUAAUUUUGCUAUGAUGGCGGUUUCAGAUCCCCUAACAUAUGAAAAAUGCGCGCUGGAAGACUCUGAAUGUAUAAUAAAGCAGGCACAGGCUGCACUUCCUUCGUUCGUGCAAGGUAUACCGGAACUUGGUAUCAAAAAGUUGGAUAAAUUGCACAUGGAUAAAAUUACUAUCGAUAUACCGGGUAUAUUCUCCGAGUUGACGAAUGUAGAAAUCGGAGGCUUGAGUAAUGCAAUUAUUGACGAUAUCAGCAUCAACGUGCCUUACAAAAUUAUGCGUAUAUCAUUUAAUACGGACCUAAAUACUGAGUGUGAUUACAAACUUAACGGAACAUUAUUUGGAUUUCCGAUUUUUGGAAACGGGAAAGGUCACUUUAGCUUGAAGAAUUUACAAAUAGAGAUGAUUAUUAUUUUCGACAUUAUUAAAAGCGAUCAAGGCAAGGACAUUCUUGAUUUCAAGUCAUAUAUGUAUGGCGCGGAUGCAAUUGAUGGCUUGCAUUCACACUUUGAAAAUAUGUACAACGGAGACAAGGAAAAGAGUGACAUGUACCAUGAACUAGUCAACAAGAACUGGCGACUAAUAGUAACAAACUACGGCAGAUACUUCACUCCUUUAGUCGUUAAGGAAAUGUACGAAGGUGUGAAGACUGCUAUGUGCUCUCGGAAUUUAGAAGACUUAGCACUGUAUGGAAAAAGUGAAAAAUAAUAUGUUUGUAAUAAAGCGCUUUUAUUAGUUUCAAUAAUUUGGAUUAUAAUGAGUUAGCUAUUCUGUUAAUGCAGUAAAUGUAUUUUCUUUAGAUUAUAUAAUUUAAAAUUAAGUUGUACAUUUUGAUUCAUGUGUUACCAUAAUAGUUUGAUAAUCACACUUUUUUAAAAAACUUGCAUACCAGAGAAUUUUCUUAAUUCUCUGCGUAAAGUCUGCCAAUCCGUAUUGGGCCAGCGUGGUGGACUAUUAGCCUAACCCCUCUCAUUCUGAGAGGAGACUCGAGCUCAGCAGUGGGCUGAAUAUUGGUUGAUAAUGAUAAU
Molecule: messenger RNA, 1097 nt
Organism: Bicyclus anynana (squinting bush brown)
Lineage: Eukaryota; Metazoa; Arthropoda; Insecta; Lepidoptera; Nymphalidae
Product: circadian clock-controlled protein daywake-like
Exons: 4
Coding region: 85-777 (230 amino acids)
Source: RefSeq, a predicted model, not a curated record